UCUUCCAUUUUCAUUUCUCAUUAAAACCUAAAUCACUUCAUUACUACUAAAACCUCCCUCCCUCUCUCUCUCAGAGCAAGAUAAACAAGAUGAAGUUCAACAGUAAUGGAAGCUCAAAGAGAAGGCUUUCUUCUACCAAAGGAGUUGGAGCUGUGCUCAGAGAGCAAAGGGCAAGGCUUUAUAUCAUCAGGAGAUGUGUAGUUAUGCUUCUCUGUUGGCAUGACUAGCUAAUUAAGCUCUAACCCUCUCUCUAAUAUAUAUUUGUUUAUUUAAUUUCUACUACAAACAUCCUCUUUACGAGCUCUAUCUAUAUAUAGGCAUGGAAGUGAGAUUUUAGAGGAUUUUUCUUUCCUUAUUUCUAAUUUUCUUGGUGGAGUGUAAAUAGCUUUUGCGGGAUUAAGCAAAUUUUGUUGUGGAAUUAUAUAUUUGUAUACACAUAUCGGAUAGUAUUAAUUAAUACGAAAACAACGUUAAUUUCAAUUA
Molecule: messenger RNA, 483 nt
Organism: Jatropha curcas
Lineage: Eukaryota; Viridiplantae; Streptophyta; Magnoliopsida; Malpighiales; Euphorbiaceae
Gene: RTFL17
Product: ROTUNDIFOLIA like 17
Biological process (GO): negative regulation of cell population proliferation
Source: RefSeq, a predicted model, not a curated record